UAAUUACAUUAAAAAGCUUAUCGCUCAAGCUCGAGGUCAGUGCCUAUCGUUGUCGGUAGAUCGUCGGACUGACAUUCAAACCAGAAACAUUUACGUCUGAAUACCCGUCAGUGUGCGUUGUCUCUCCAGGCCAACUAAAAAACUGGUUUUGUCAUCGAAGACAAAAAGAACAAAAUGGAAUACGGAUUACAAACAAAGAUUUCGAUGAGGUUGAUCAUUUUACUAUUAUCUUUUGGUAUUUUAACGAAGGCUAAAAUUCUAAACGAAUGUGAAGCCAUGCGUGAACUUCAACGUGGUGGCAUCUCAAGAACAUUCAUGAGUAAUUGGAUUUGCCUGAUGAAGAACGAAAGUGGUAUGAAUACUCAGCUCAUCACUGGUCCAAAAGGUGCAUCCAACUAUUACUACGGUAUAUUUCAAAUCAGCAGUAGCAAAUGGUGUACACGUGGUCGCAUCGGUGGUAUUUGUAAUAAACGUUGUGAAGAUUUUGCCAACGACGACAUACAGGAUGACAUAGUUUGCGCUAAAAAAAUUUCUAACAUGGAUGGAUUCAAAGCUUGGAAUGAAUGGACCAAGAAAUGCAAGAACAAACCGUUACCGAAUAUAAGAAACUGUCAAAGGCGAUGAUGAAUGUCAUAGAAGGAAAUAAUCAUUGAUUAUUUUAAUGAUCUAUAGAAGAAAAAAUACAAAAUAUCAACGAUUUAUGACUUAGAUAAUACAUCAGUAUGCGUGCCUUUACUGUGUCAAAAGAAGGAGGUAACGGAGAACAGAACGGUCUUGAAACAACGAACGUGUGGCUGAUAUUCUGGAAAGAUGAUCGUGGCGAUGAAAUUCGAAUGUAGUAUCAGUGACCUCUGCAAAGGUCGUUUCUCCGCAUCGUCUUGAAGAAAGUGAAUCAAUGAGAAACGAAGGUAACAGGUAAAUCUCGGUCACUGUUGCUCUUGAGGUGAUCAAAGCUUGCUCAUCGUAACGGAAAGUACCUUCUAUUGGCAAAAUCUUCUUACGAAAAUUUUUUGCCAAACUACGAACGAAUAACUAAAAAUACUAGCAACAAACAAGGAAAUAAGAAAAAUGCUUAUUUCUCAUCGAUUAAAAGAAAGUAACUUUGUUGUAGUUAUUUAAUCGGAGAAUUUCGACUUUACAGAUUUCACUUAACCGAAGAGAAAAUCUUGUUAAACCGAUAAAUCUAACAUCGAUUUAUACAAAGCAACGUUAUAAAUAUAGAAACUACGAAUCUUUGUAAAUCCUAA
Molecule: messenger RNA, 1247 nt
Organism: Vespa crabro (European hornet)
Lineage: Eukaryota; Metazoa; Arthropoda; Insecta; Hymenoptera; Vespidae
Product: lysozyme c-1-like
Exons: 2
Coding region: 175-624 (149 amino acids)
Source: RefSeq, a predicted model, not a curated record